Messenger RNA from Populus trichocarpa (black cottonwood), 1981 nucleotides. RefSeq lists its product as uncharacterized. Bases 301 to 975 code for a protein of 224 amino acids. The record is from RefSeq and is a predicted model, not a curated record. The transcript is spliced from 6 exons. NCBI's taxonomy places the organism in Eukaryota, Viridiplantae, Streptophyta, Magnoliopsida, Malpighiales, Salicaceae.
CAUCCUAAUUAGAUGCAAAAGAACCGAGUGAUUAGGCCUCAAUUAUGCAUCAUAUUAUGCUGAUUUGGCAAAAUUUGGUGUCAACCAUUUAGAACUCAACCCGUCCGAAACAAAACAAGAGCAACCCCAGACCUUGUUUCUUACUGUGUCUCUCUAAUAAACCAAGAAAACAAGCAAAUCUUAGUUCCAACAUUAAAAAGAUCAUAUUUUUUAAGAAAGAUUGGUCUAGAUUGUGGGUUUGUUGAGUUUUUAGGAAAUAAUUGAAGAAUUCUGGAGGAAUUAACAGAAAGAGCAGUGUUGAUGGAUUUGCAAAAGGAGCAAGAAAGAGAAAGGCGUCGAUUACGGGACAGGCAAAGAAGGCAAGCAAUGAGUGUUGAAGAGAGGGAAAAACAUCUUGCGAGACGACGUAGAAACUAUCAGUUGCGGAGACAAAGAGCGCGAAAUGUGAGAGACCCUCAGGCCAGUCUUGUGGAUAGUGACGAAAUGCUUAUGCUCCCUAGUAACGGGAAUAAUCAAGCAGUAAUCUCUGUUCCUGUCCAAUCUAAUGGAAUUUCUGAUGUCGAUUUGGAUCAAAGACAAGGAAGUGUAAAUGCAGGCAAUGCAAAUUCUGUGGCAGGUUUGGAAAUUCCAGCACAUAAGUUAGCUAAAUUACCUAUAAGGUCACGUCUAAACCAUAUAAAGCACCUUGCUCGGUCACUGGCUGAUACUCUGGAUAUUGGUGAUAGUCACAAAAUUACAGGAGAUUUGACAAUGACUGGAUACGCAACUUCCAACUGCACACCACCAAAACCAUUACGAUUGAAUCGUGUCAAGCAUCUUGCACGGGUUUUAAGCUCUGAUGUAACAUCGACAACAGUCCCAGAUCGCAUCGGUGAAACAAAGGUGGAACAGAAUCUGUCAAGUGGACAACAUCUGAUGAGUAUCAAUCUGCCUAAAGUUGUUCAGACUAUCAACGCUAGUGGUGGAGAUGAAUGACUCUGCUCCACUGGUAACGAUCAUGAAUAAUUUUACAUGGUACUUGCUGGUUAGGGCACACUUUUCAUAUACAAGAGAACCAUGGCUGGAGAUUUAAUGAGUUUUUUCCUGUUUAUUUCACUGUACUUCUCCCCUGGGGAAUUGAAGAAGGAAGCUUUUUCUCAGACACAUACAAGGGAUGGAAUUUUCCAAGCUCCUUAAAGUUUUUCAAAUCGAAUAUAAUGUGAGCACAAAGAACAAGGGUUGAGCUUAUGUGAGGGAUGAGAAGGAUUAAUUAGCCGGUUCAAAUAUUAAAGGUCAAGGGAUGGCUGGUAUUUUUUACAUUCUCUGCGUGUGAUUGAUCAUAUGGCCUAAAGAACAACUGCACCUUUCUAAAUAUAAUUAUUCCAGAAACAAGUUAUAAAUGACUGCUUAUCUGCAAAACGUGAAGCAUGCAUUGAAUAUAUUGGUGAUUUUUGAAUUUUCAAAUUGCAACAUAGAUUAAUUGCUUUACAAGUUAAUGAUAGUCCCAAUUCAUUUUGAGGGGUAAUGGAAGAAAAAACAAAAAAGAUGCACCUUGCAAUUGAUUGUUGAUGCCAACAUGCUUAAUUUUGAACUUCUCAUUGAAAACUGAUGGUGGGUUGGGCAACUCUUGUUAGAGGCUUGUACUACACAGCACACAGAGUUCAUCAAUAAUUCUCAAUCUAGACUAACCACACUGCUGUUUUUCUUGUUAUCCUGCAGAUCGAGGACAGAACAAGCAGAGGAUGCUACAGAAAGAACAUUGUAGAUAUCGAAUUGGACAAAGUUGGUGAAUUUUAGAUUAGAGGAUAGUUUGGAAGGCCUCCAACUGGAGCUGGAGUGUAUUUUUCUUUUUCAUUUUUUCGUCUAGGAUGUUUAAAAAGAAAGGAGUUUUAGAAGCCUUAAACACCAUCUUCAUCCAUUUUUGAUGUAAUGAGGUUUGCUUUGCAAAUCCAUUAUUCGGGUUGCAUUGAUUCUUUUAAGAAAGCUUUGUUGUUUUGUAGUU